AUGAUACAUACACCCUGGACCGUGACUUGGGAUGCAUCUGAUACUGCGACAUUGACGCCAAAGCUACCGACAUUGGCGAGCCCAAUGAUAGUGCCGACGUGGACAACUGGUCAGACGAUCCCGGAUGGAGUUUAUGACUACAAACCGCCGAGACUUGAGAGUGGUCCUGACCUUACAAAAGAUAGUCUUUUCAUGUUCCUGGUUGUUGGAUGCCCUCUAAUUUUGUUCGUGUUGAUCUGCUCAUGCGUGUUUUGCUGCAUAAGGAGCUGCAGAAAGAAGAGGCGGCAGAAAAAGGCUGCGAUUGUUGCGGCAACGAACGACGCACCUACUUCACCGCCCAAGUGA
This is a messenger RNA of Colletotrichum orchidophilum, 345 nucleotides long. RefSeq lists its product as uncharacterized. The coding region runs from base 1 to 345 and encodes 114 amino acids. The transcript has a single exon. The record is from RefSeq and is a predicted model, not a curated record. NCBI's taxonomy places the organism in Eukaryota, Fungi, Ascomycota, Sordariomycetes, Glomerellales, Glomerellaceae.